Etheostoma spectabile (orangethroat darter) is the source of this 3229-nucleotide messenger RNA. RefSeq names its product inactive N-acetylated-alpha-linked acidic dipeptidase-like protein 2. NCBI's taxonomy places the organism in Eukaryota, Metazoa, Chordata, Actinopteri, Perciformes, Percidae. The record is from RefSeq and is a predicted model, not a curated record. The transcript is spliced from 17 exons. The coding region runs from base 275 to 2683 and encodes 802 amino acids.
ACAGUCAGGGCAGACUAACAGGCGUGAAGGUGAGCCCUAAGGGCAGCCAGUUACUGUAGACAGGUAAACAGUCAUACAGGUAACCAAGCAGUGUUUCGUAGGCAGGCAGUGUCGGGUAACUCUUUCUGCCUGCUGUAGUGUAUUAGCUGGAGAAACACAGGCAGAAGCAGUAGAAGCAUAGAAAAGAAACUAUUAGAGCAGCCUAUAUCCUUUGUGGCCCCCUCUUUGAGGCAUACACACAGACUGAGGCAACUACUGGGGCGCCAUCUCAGCUAUGCAAGGCCAUUUGAAACGCCAGCUCCACUCCAGCACAUUAGCCGUGGCCCGUGAAAUGGCAUACAGGAAGGUGUGUGACGCCCAGGGUGGGCCAAUGGUCAGGGAGGUUCUGCACUGCUCUGGAGGUAUGGAUCUUGAUUGGGACCUGGAAAAGGAGGAGCUACAGGAACCAGGACCAAGCAUGGACCGCAUGCAGACGCAACACAUGGAUUGCCAGAGAUCAGACCCUGUCCCUGACCCUGACCCUGAGUUGAUAGAACCCAUCCAGCCGUCUGUCUCAGUUUCACCACAUGGACGAUUUGAACGUCUCCAAGAAGAUCCCAACUACAUCUCCCACUUCACCAGGGCUCCGGGCCAUAAAGGCCAACGACGGCUCCACUGCUUCCUGCUCAGGUACUCCCUGGCAGGGGUGGGGCUUUUUGUCCUGGGUCUCCUGAUUGGCUGGUUCACUCACACACCUAUAGUGAAACCACCUGUUCCUCCAUCUGACAGCUCAGACCUGCUGGAGGAGCUGCUGAGGGGAAUCACAGCCGAAAAGAUAGACGCUCUUCAUAGGUCUUUCUCAAGCCUAUCAGAUGACAGCGAAGAGGCCAGAGCCAGGUACCUCUACAGGCAGUGGGUGGGACUUGGUUUGACUGAUGUUCAUCUCACCAAUCACACAGUUCUGCUCAGCCUGCCUGGUUCCACACCCAACACCAUCACGGACAGGUCUAGUCACCAGUGUUUCCUGCCAAACGGGAUCCCCUGUGACCAGCGUGGACCAAAUGACCUGCCGAAGCACCAGUUCCCCCACGCAGCCUACUCCGCCGUUGGAAGUUUGCAGGGGGAGGUGGUGGACGUCCAGUAUGCCAGCGUGGACGACCUCCGGAGAGCCAAAGACCGCCUGAACCUCACCAACCAGAUUGCUGUGGUUAAGCUUGGCCAAGCACCUUUGCUCUACAAGCUAUCCCUACUGUCUGAGCUGGGUUUUGGAGGUGUUCUGCUUUACAUUGACCCAUGUGACGCUCCCCCUGACCGCCACACCUGGCAUCAAGCCUUCAGAGUAACGCUCAACUCCGGAGGAAACCCUGCCAGUGUUGAGGUGCCAAGAGAGGCUGGAGGUAGUCUGACAUCUCUGUUGGUUCAGCCCAUCUCUGACUUCCUGGCAAAGACAUUGCUGUCCUCUCCAUCCACAGGGCAGGGAGACGCCUGCAUUCCUCUAGCCAUGCCUCCCAACAAAGAACGAAAGAAGAUUACUCUGACUGUUGGAAACCAGCUGUCUUACAAUAAGAUCUACAAUGUUGUGGGGUACCUAAAAGGAAGAAGAAACCCAGAUCGCUAUGUGCUGGUUGGCAGUCGUCAUGACAGCGACCAGGGAGGCGGGGCUUCAGCCAUCAUGAAUCAGCUCAUCGCGGCACUGACAGAGCAGACCAAACGAGGAUGGAUUCCAGACCGUACCACUGUGUUUUGCUCAUGGGGCGGCUCAGCCCUGGGGAACAUCGGGUCCUAUGAGUGGGGAAAGGAUAACAGUGUUGUCCUGCAGAGUAGUGCAGUGGCCUAUGUCAGUCUGAACUCUCCAGUUAGAGGGACCGAGACACUACGAGCUACAGCUUCUCCAACCCUGCUGCAACUCACUUCAGACAUACAGAGGAGACAGUUGCUGAGUUGCAUUCGUGGUGGGAACUGCCCGGGACCCAACGUCAGCUCGCUGCAGUUGCCUGGAGAUGUGAAUUUCUUCGCCAACCAACUGGCUGUGCCCACCAUGGAGUUUGCCUUUGAGCAGACCAAAGCGGAAGAGAUCACCAGUUUUCUGUCCGAAGCCCAAUUUUCUGCCGAGUCACCAGAGAACCUGGAUCCGCUUUUCAAGUUCCAUGAGACCAUUGCAAAGAUGACAGCAGAAGCCAUUCUCCGCCUGGUCAAUGAUCCUGUGCUGCCAUUCUACCCUCUGGACAUUGCCCUGGAUGUCCAAAACAAACUCAAAGAUAGGAGUGUGGUAUCUCAGUCCAUGCUGUCUUCAGCCUCCUCUCUGAGAGACCACGCAGCUUUCUUCCAGUCAGAAACAAUGCGCCCGGCAAAUGACCCCAAAGAGCGCGAACCCUCCCACUUGCGGAUGCUAAAUGAUGUACUCCGGGACCUGGAGAAGAGCUUCCUCAUCCCACAGACACCGCCUGGAGUGUACAGGAACCUGUUAUACAGCCUUCCAGGGAAGACUCCUCAGUUUUCCAUUCUCAGGUUCUCAAAGGAAGCUGUACUGCAUUGCAACGUCUCCAGCAAAGCAGUCAAACACAACUCUGCAUACAAGGAAGUGCUUUGCCACAGCACCCUGAACCAGUCUCUGUCUCUCAUCCUCAGGGCCAUCCGCUCGGCGGAGAGGCUGGUGUGUUUUGGCUUGGACUUGUUUGAAAAUUACCCAAAUGACACAAUAUGAUCUGGGCUGACACGGACCCGUCAGUCAGCUUGGAUGCACUAGUCAACAUUGCUUAUAUUAAAAGACAAUUGAGCCUCUUCCAAAACAUAAUCGUACUAAUUUUACAUCGUUAAGAAUCAGAGAAAACCCAAACACUCAAUGAGUUUUGAGAGGGCUCAACAGAAAACAGAUUUAAAGUCCCACCCCAUAGUGUCAUCCAUUUACUCCCAUCAUUCCACACUUUUUCAAUAACCAAUAUUGAACCAAUGAAUACAAUAUGAAUGUAUUGAAACUAACGUGUUGCACACUAGCUCUUAGAUAUGCAAAUAAUAUUGACACAAUGGGGUCCUUUAAGUUGCACUAUACUCUCUAUCAAUGAAAGCAGACCAGCAAUAAAAGCCAUAUGAUUAUGAUUGGUUUUAGUUUUUUUAAUGAUUUGUCAAUCACCUGACACUAGCUCUGCUGUCGAGAAAACUGUAGCCAAACAGAUCCCAGAACAGGAGGCUUUUAAGAAAACGUAACCACCAAUUCAGAAUUAAAAUUUGUAAUACUAAGGAAAAUGAAAAA